Messenger RNA from Glycine soja, 1329 nucleotides. RefSeq names its product protein CDI-like. Lineage: Eukaryota; Viridiplantae; Streptophyta; Magnoliopsida; Fabales; Fabaceae. The transcript has 2 exons. The record is from RefSeq and is a predicted model, not a curated record. The coding region runs from base 245 to 1018 and encodes 257 amino acids.
UGUCUAUAUAUAUGAGUCCAACUCCAACACUGUCGGUGUGCUUGUGCGUCACCGCUGAAUCCUAGCUUUAUCUUCCCUUCCCUUCAAAAUAAUAUCUCUGUUCCAAACAAGUCCAACAACACACUGCUUCUAUCUCAAACGUAAUCGGUUACCCUUCUCUUUUUCUCUCCACCUUUUCAUGUUUUUCUUUCGGAUUCUUUUACAUUGCAUUACAUCAAUUGGGUGAUCUUGGGCACAUCGAGAAAUGAGUUUGAGUAAUGGGAAAACCGAGGCACCAUUGCCAAUUAGUAAUGGGGAUGAGAAGAAGCCGUUCAAGAUCUUCGUAGGGUAUGACCCUCGUGAAGAUCUUGCCUACGAGGUAUGUCGGCACUCCAUCUUGAAAAGGUCUUCAAUCCCUGUUGAGAUCAUACCAAUUAAACAGUCAGAUCUGAGGAAAAGUGGCUUGUAUUGGCGUGAGAGGGGCCAGUUUGAGAGCACUGAGUUCUCCUUUUCAAGAUUCUUGACACCUUGCCUUGCCAAUUACCAAGGUUGGGCAAUGUUUGUGGAUUGUGAUUUCCUCUACUUGGCUGACAUCAAGGAAUUGAAAAACUUGAUUGAGGACAAGUAUGCAAUCAUGUGUGUUCAGCAUGACUAUGCUCCAAAGGAGACCACUAAGAUGGAUGGGGCAGUGCAAACUGUGUACCCAAGAAAGAAUUGGUCUUCAAUGGUUCUCUAUAACUGUGCUCAUCCAAAGAACCGUGUUCUCACUCCUGACACUGUCAACACACAGAAUGGUGCUUUCCUUCACAGGUUUCAAUGGCUUGAGGAUGAUCAAAUUGGAUCCAUCCCUUUUGUUUGGAACUUUCUUGAGGGGCAUAACAGAAUUGUUGGUAAUGAUCCCACUACUUCGCCUAAGGCCAUCCAUUAUACUCGUGGAGGGCCAUGGUUUGAAGCUUGGAAAAACUGUGAAUUUGCUGAUCUGUGGCUUAACGAAAUGGAAGAUUACAUGAAGCAAGCUAAAAAAGAACAAUCAGCUUAGGCUUUUGUCAUCCGUGGCCAUGUAUUAUUAUUCUUUAUGUCAAAUUCGUUGUGAAAAAUCCGCAUCUGCUGAUGCAUGUUAUGAGAGUAGGAGUAUGAGGCACUGCUAGUCUAUAACUUAUCUUUUAGAGUAUUUGUAGUAUUCUUUACCAUAUUACAUUACACUACACUUACGUUGGCAUUUCAGAGAAAAUGCUCUUCACGGUGUAUUUCAUUUUUUAUUUGUUUAAUGACCUCCCUAUGACCUUUAAGGAGGUACAAGCACCACUCUGUAUUGAAUAUUUAAAUGAAAUCUUCAUUUUAAUGAUUGUA